Messenger RNA from Hemisphaericaspora subhashii, 294 nucleotides. RefSeq names its product SUMO family protein (gene SMT3). Gene Ontology annotation, molecular function: ubiquitin-like protein ligase binding; protein tag activity. Gene Ontology annotation, cellular component: septin ring; nucleus. Gene Ontology annotation, biological process: protein sumoylation. The record is from RefSeq and is a predicted model, not a curated record. NCBI's taxonomy places the organism in Eukaryota, Fungi, Ascomycota, Pichiomycetes, Serinales, Debaryomycetaceae. The transcript has a single exon. The coding region runs from base 1 to 294 and encodes 97 amino acids.
AUGUCUGAUACCGAACAACCAGCAAACCAACCACCAAAGGAAGAAAAGCCAGAUAACACUCAUAUUAAUUUGAAGGUUUCUGAUGGAUCUGCUGAAAUUUUCUUCAAGAUCAAAAGAUCAACUCCAAUGAAAAGAUUAAUGGAAGCAUUUUGUAAGAGACAAGGUAAGGAUAUGAGCAGUUUAAGAUUCUUAAUUGAUGGUACUAGAGUCUAUCCACACAACACUCCUGAUGAAUUGGAAUUAGAAGAUGGGGAUACUAUUGAAGCUCAUCGUGAACAAACUGGUGGUUGUUAG